This is a messenger RNA of Hyaloscypha bicolor E, 907 nucleotides long. Its product is annotated as iron reductase domain protein. The record is from RefSeq and is a predicted model, not a curated record. NCBI's taxonomy places the organism in Eukaryota, Fungi, Ascomycota, Leotiomycetes, Helotiales, Hyaloscyphaceae. Bases 132 to 710 code for a protein of 192 amino acids. The transcript is spliced from 2 exons.
CGGCAGUCUCGUUCCCUCGUUUUUUAUCUUUCUAAACUCGUGCUAUUCUUCGUUGAUAUCCGUUGCAAGGACUCAUCAGUACGGAGAUACUUGAUAUUUAUUCCCUCGGGUCAACAUUCAUCAUACUAGCAAUGCGUCUUUCAGUCAGUACUGUUGCUCUGCUGGCAACCGCGGCCAAUGGUUCAGUACUUUCGUGGACAGAAUCUGUCAGCGGAGUACAGUAUAGCGUGGGCAUCCCCGAGGUUGCAGCAGCGCCGUUCGACAUAUACACGUCCAUUGUAGCCCCAAUCGACAUGACCUGGGCUGCCAUCGCCUACGGUGGGUGCAUGCUCAGGAGCCCCCUCCUCGUCGCAUGGGCACACGGUACUAAUAUCAUAGUGUCACCUCGUUGGGCGACCGCGUACCAUCCACCCGCGCUCUAUAACGGCACCACCGCGAAGGUCCUCAAAACUUCAACCGUCAAUGCCACACACUGGAAGGCGGACGUGGUCUGUUGUGGGUGUAGCUCAUGGUUCGGUGGCGCUGCCUUUGUCCCAGCCAUGGGAGACACCUUCUUCGGAUAUGGCGUGAGCAACCUUUCCAUAGCGAAUCCAGCCUCGCCCAGCACCAACAUCGGAUUCCAUAAUGUUGGGAAGGGCCACUGGGAGCUCAAUAUCACCGGUGCUCGCAACUCGGCUCGCGACUUUACGAAGCUCACAAAGCCGAUGUGAGGAUGGGCGGGAACCAUGGGUAGUUGGUCUCAAUAUUGUACGAAGAUCACGGAAUAAAGUGACGGGAUUACAGGGCAUAAAUUUAUGCAGUCCACUAAAGUGCCCUAUAAGGUCUCACUUGCCCCCUGAAGGGUUCCAGUCGUUUAAUUAAUUAGUAUAUAGCGGGGUAAAUCAGCUGACCCAAUCAGUAAUAAGUG